This is a messenger RNA of Alternaria alternata, 513 nucleotides long. RefSeq lists its product as hypothetical. The transcript has 3 exons. The record is from RefSeq and is a predicted model, not a curated record. The annotation marks the transcript as partial. Lineage: Eukaryota; Fungi; Ascomycota; Dothideomycetes; Pleosporales; Pleosporaceae.
GGCGUGCCUGCAUCUCUUGACUGCUCCCUUCAUAAUGAGUGUUUUGUUGUCGAUUAUGCGUGGCUCAUCACGUCCAUAUGUCAUGAUGAACUAGAGCAUAGCUGUUGUCUGUCCACCAUGCGUCAUUUGCGUCCCGUAUCGCAGUACUCGAAAAUACUCCUUGGUCGUAUCGCGCAUUAUAUUGCAAGUCAGGUCUACUCAAGAAGUCCCCUUGAGGCUAGAACGUCUGGCUCUUUAUGGAGUCUUCUCAUUGGCAGGAACCAGCUGCAUCACCAUAUCAAACUUUUGGUUGCGAACAAUGCCCCAAAGGGGAACAGGGCCGACCCGUAUAGGGAGCGGCAAGCUGAUGCUGAUCCGACGCGUUUACCCGUGAUCAAUUCCACGUGGGAAGUAAAUCCAUACAGAAUCAGUAACUUCCCCAUGAAGCUCGUGCAUGACAAGUUUAUAUUAAGUUAUGAACAGUGCUCUUGUCUGCGCUAUACAACUUCAAGUCAUCCCAACAACUCCCUCUGA